AUGAGGACCGUCAUUAGCUGGCGAAUCUGCAUGGACUACAACAAACUUAAUGCAGCGACGAAGAAGGAUCAUUUCUCUUUGCCUUUCAUUGACCAGAUGCUAGAUCGCCUAGCAGGAAAUGAUUACUUCAGCUUUUUGGACAGAUGUGAAGAGACGAACCUUGUGCUGAACUGGGAGAAGUGCCACUUCAUGGUGAAUGAAGGUAUUGUGCUUAGGCACAAAGUCUCUAAGAACAUGCUAGAAGUGGAUAAGGCCAAGAUUGAGGCCAUCGAAAAGCUCUCACCUCCAGCAAAUGUUAAGGCUGUCAGGAGCUUCAUGGGGCAUGCAUGA
Messenger RNA from Benincasa hispida (wax gourd), 330 nucleotides. The record is from RefSeq and is a predicted model, not a curated record. Lineage: Eukaryota; Viridiplantae; Streptophyta; Magnoliopsida; Cucurbitales; Cucurbitaceae.